This is a messenger RNA of Solea senegalensis (Senegalese sole), 2417 nucleotides long. It is a transcript of the gene lrrc41, whose product is annotated as leucine rich repeat containing 41. The record is from RefSeq and is a predicted model, not a curated record. The coding region runs from base 290 to 2206 and encodes 638 amino acids. The transcript has 10 exons. NCBI's taxonomy places the organism in Eukaryota, Metazoa, Chordata, Actinopteri, Pleuronectiformes, Soleidae.
UUUACCACAGCGUAGCGGACGUUUCCGGUUGUGUAUUUACAUUUAACAUACACUUAUGUUGUACACACUUAUGAGCAAACAUCACGGCUGUGUCGCUCUUCUACCGCGGACUGAUGAUAUUCACGGUUAAUGAACCAUUUAUCCGUCCGCUCGAUCGAUGUACGUUGUCCGACAGAGCAGAGAACCAGUGAGUGGAGCUGAGAGGCGUCAGUGCUGUCAUACAUUUUUAUGAUAAUUAACCACAUUUGUAAAUUAUAUUAUUCAAUUAGAUUAAAACCAAGUGUUAAAAAUGAUAAGAGAACCGAAGGAGACGGGUCUUCAGGAACGAUGUUUCUACGCGGUGAGGGAACACUUCGCUGUCCUGGGCGCGGACGCUGUCCUCGAUCUCCCAGCACCUCUCAUCGAGACACUCCUCCCGUACCUGACUGUGUGUCAGCUGGACGAGCUCCAGCCUCGGCUCAAUCAGCGAGGCAUAUCAACUUACUAUGGUUGGGUUAGAGUUCUGCAGUUCAUGUCGAGGAAGCUGUUCCAUACAGUAGACCUGCUCACAGAAGACGAGGUCAAGCAUGAAGUCAUGAGGAUGCUUUUCACGACCAUAUUCUAUGGCUACAAGAACAGCUAUGUGGUGAAGAACAGCACAAAUCUGAACACGCCUUCUUUCCUGUGGACUGCGGCAAAGUGCAUCAGGCAGUUUGUGGUGUCGGGCUCACGCGUUGAGCCUCUUCAAAGGUUAACUGCUGAGCAGCGGCCUCUUCUCGGCCUCCUGGAGAAGCAGAUCAGGAGCAUCGUUGGGUUUCAGGCCGUCGAUCUGUCAAAAAAGAAGGCGGAAACUGCGUUGUACGUCGUCCACCGGCUGCUCGACCACGGAGCGGCCUCAGAAGUUCUCGUGCAAGAGGGAUCUCCGAUCUUGCUGGCGUGGCUCCUACAUGGAAGGGGAUCAGAAUUUGUCAGUCUCGAGCUGAAGCGUCUCAUGGAUGUUGAGAAGGAAAGUUCAUCGGCCAGUGUCCAGGCUGCAGCCGCGGAGAAUAAUGAAGUGGCCCCAUGCAAACGCCGCAAGAUCGAUUCUCAGUCAGAGAUGGAGCAACAAGGAAAAGCAAGUCUAACAGUGGACCCAGAUGUUCUCUGUCACACCUUCUCUCCCUGUGAUGGUCCCUCACCUGGGCCAUGUCCACGGGGACAAAUCUCUGUUCUGGAGAUCAGGCAUUGUGAUUCCGACUGCCUCAGUGUGCUCAACUCUGCCCUGCCCACAUUUUUCUGCCUUCGCUCUCUAACCAUUCAUAACUACUUCACUUUCAGUGACACUGACGUGUGGAACCUGGCCUGUGCCCUGAAGAGGUUGUCCGAUAACCCUCGCAGCUCCCUCACGCAGCUGAACGUAAGCUACCUGUCAAAGGCCAAGCUCAUGGAUGUGCUGCUGGACGCCAACCCCAGAAUGACGACCCUGCACUUGGAGGUCCAGGAUCGUUUAGUGCCGGAUCAACAAUCCGUACAACACCAUCCCAGGUUGUCAGAGGCAUCAGAGCUGUCCCUGGAGAAGCUGACGCUCAAAGUGGCCGUGUUCCAGACGCCGCUGCGCGUCGUCACGUCUCUGCUGAGACGCUCUCCUCGUCUCAGCUCACUCCACAUCGCAGGGCUGAGGUUACCGUUCAGCUCCUCUCUGAGCCCACUCCUCACCACGCUCUCGGAGUCAAAUCUCUGCCUGAAGAGUCUCAACCUGGAGGACAUGAACCUGUCUGACUGUCUCCCUGAGAUCCUUCAUCUACUCAGACGCUGCAAGUUAGAAGAGCUGCACUGUAACGACUGUCGGCUCCUGGAGAAGUGCAGUGACAAGGAGGAGAGUCUGCAGCAGCUGGUGUCGGCUGUGAAGUCGGCGUUCUCGCUUCACACACUGAGUCUGGCUCAGAAUCGCCUCGCCAAGAAUGUGUGUGUGCUUGCUGAGCUCUUCUCUGGACCCUCACCAAGCUCACUGAAGCGCCUGAACCUCAGCUCUAACUUCAUUCAGCCCGCUGAGCUGCUGGAGUUCACUCACAGGCUGAGGACACGGCGUCCCCCGCGGAGACUCGUCCUCGACCUGAAGAAGAACCCCGGCGACCGGGACCCUGACACGUGGAACGCAGCGCUCGGCGAACUCCGCCCCCUCUGUGUUCCUCUGGUGGAAUGCUGGAGAUCUACAAACACGAUGGCGGAACACGUCAGCGUCAUGUGACCGUCGCCAGAGAAAGAGUGUGAGUUUGAUUUUCUCCUUAGGUUCCAAACAUCAGGUUCCAAAACUUACAUUUUUUACAAAUUCACAAUCACAUGAUUGUAUGAGACAGUGGUGGCCAUUUUGAACCACAAAUGAAGCACUUAAUGAGUUUCGAUAUGAACUGAAGGCUACAUAAUUAUGUUCUCCAACACACCUGGAACGUAAAGGUGAG